Messenger RNA from Trichosurus vulpecula (common brushtail), 1425 nucleotides. It is a transcript of the gene GJA10, whose product is annotated as gap junction protein alpha 10. Gene Ontology annotation, biological process: cell communication. The transcript has a single exon. The record is from RefSeq and is a predicted model, not a curated record. Gene Ontology annotation, cellular component: connexin complex. Bases 1 to 1425 code for a protein of 474 amino acids. NCBI's taxonomy places the organism in Eukaryota, Metazoa, Chordata, Mammalia, Diprotodontia, Phalangeridae.
AUGGGAGACUGGAACUUGUUGGGCAGCUUUCUGGAGGAAGUCCACUUCCAUUCAACCUUAGUGGGGAAGAUCUGGUUGACCAUCCUGUUCAUAUUCCGGAUGCUGGUGCUUGGGGUGGCAGCAGAGGAUGUCUGGGAUGAUGAACAGUCAGCGUUUACCUGUAACACCCAACAGCCUGGCUGCAGCAACAUCUGCUAUGACGAUGCUUUCCCCAUUUCUUUGAUAAGGUACUGGGUUUUACAGAUCAUCUUUGUAUCUUCUCCCUCUCUGGUAUACAUGGGCCAUGCACUUUAUAGACUCAGGGCCUUUGAAAAGGAGAGGCAGAGGAAGAAAGUACAACUUCGAACCCAGCUGGAGGAACCUGAGAUUGACCAGGAGGAGUACCAAAGAAUAGAGAGGGAACUGAGGAGAUUAGAGGAACAGAGAAAGGUAUACAAGGCGCCCUUGAAAGGAUGCCUGCUACGUACUUAUAUACUGCAUAUCUUGACCAGAUCUAUAUUGGAAGUAGGGUUCAUGAUAGGACAAUAUGUUCUCUAUGGGUUCCAAAUGCACCCCCUUUACAAAUGCAGUCAAUUUCCUUGCCCCAAUUUAGUGGACUGCUUUGUGUCCAGGCCCACAGAGAAAACCAUUUUCAUGUUGUUCAUGCACAGCAUAGCAGCUGUCUCCUUGUUCCUUAACAUUUUGGAAAUGUUUCACCUGGGAAUCAGGAAAAUCAUGAAGGCAUUAUAUGGAGGGUCUAGCGGGGAGACUGAAAAGGGAGCCUGCCAUUCAAAUCGAAAUUCAGUGACCCAGCCCUGUAUAACUCACUCUUUAUUGCAUGAGAACAUUCCUUUGUUCCAGCCUGUUCAACCCAUCUGGCCAGAGCAACAGGUAAUUGGGAUUGAUAAUACAGAACAUAAACCAGCUUGGCAACCCAAUCAGCACAACCAGACUGAGGAAGCACCUCCACCUAGUGAAAAGAACUGGUCCAGGAGAGAUCAGCAUCAUAGAGUGCUCCAGUUCAGCUCUGUUUGUCCCCAGGACCUUGAUUGCUGCGUGCAGCACUUUCAACAGUGCAAACAUCAGCACCACGGACAGCACCCACGUUCUUCCUUCAGCAAGGGGGACAGUCUUUCCAGACCACAGCUGUGCAACCUUGCCAAUUGCCCUUCGUUCACACUACGUACUGGGGAGCAGCCCCAGUGUCUUUGGAACCCAACCUCAGCAGAGCGAGGGUCUCACCCAGAUAGCCGCAAAGCCAGUUUCUUACGCAGAGUUUCAGAAAGCUCUGAUUCCCAGCAUAGCCUGGUCUCUGACGUCCAGCACUGGGGAAAAGACAAUGCCUCCAGAUCUCCACCUCCACCUCCAGGCACUGGGCACAGAAUGUCAAUGGCAAGUAAAGAUAAGAAGGCUCCUGCUAGUGUGAACUAUAGCCUGCUUGUGUAG